Messenger RNA from Halteromyces radiatus, 775 nucleotides. Its product is annotated as FAR-17a/AIG1-like protein. Lineage: Eukaryota; Fungi; Mucoromycota; Mucoromycetes; Mucorales; Cunninghamellaceae. Bases 23 to 661 code for a protein of 212 amino acids. Gene Ontology annotation, cellular component: membrane; endomembrane system. The transcript is spliced from 6 exons. The record is from RefSeq and is a predicted model, not a curated record.
UUUUUUUUUUUUUUUACCUUACAUGUCAUUGAACGAAAUUUUAUUCAACAUAAUUGCUUUGUCUGCUAAUUUAUAUGGACUUAUUACCAUUCAUCAAAUUGCUCCAGAUAUGCAAUAUGGUGGACAAUAUCAGUUCUUGACUAUCUUAGGUUUAACUGCUUCCACGCUUGCUAUGACCUUCAAACUCCUUCGGUAUCUCAGUUCCUCCUUGUUUCAUGGACCUUACAUAUAUCUUUCCAAUUUAGCUACUCCUGUGGAGGGACUGAUAUCCUUUUUGUAUUGGUCGAUGGCUUUAUAUGAUCGAGAAUUACUAGUUCCCAAGGAUACUCCAUUUGUUUUACCUUUCUCUUUAGACUUGGCUUUACAUUUAUGGCCCACAAUAUUUUUGUAUAUUGAUAUGUUUGUAUUCAAACCUGGAUUUAAAGCGUCUACUCUUGAUGUCUGCUCUUUAUUCUCUUUUUCUGUUGCCUAUUACUUUUGGGUGGAACACUGUUUCCAGAAAAACAAGUUCUAUGUCUAUCCAUUUUUGGCACUCUUUUCUGAUUUACAUCGGUUUAUCUACUUUAUGGUAUGUGGUGGUCUCUGUUCGAUAAUGUAUCAUCUGGGGGCUUAUGCUCAUAAUAUCUAUCAUGGACAAAUCAAAAAAUCAAAAACGGUUUAGUCUUUGUAGUCAUCAUUUACCUUUUAGAUCUUAUAUCUUACUCUUUUUUCCCCUCGUAUAUGUUUCUAUAUUUAUUAUUAUGGUAUUACUUUCAAUUAUCAUUCCAAAAUCAUC